Messenger RNA from Tuber aestivum (summer truffle), 674 nucleotides. NCBI's taxonomy places the organism in Eukaryota, Fungi, Ascomycota, Pezizomycetes, Pezizales, Tuberaceae. The record is from the annotation of a GenBank genome assembly.
CAUCCGUCAUUAUUCGUGGAGUUCCUGGGAUGGUUCGAGGAACCGGACACUCUCUAUAUUGCAAUGGAGUACCUCGGCGAAGGCGACCUCACCAAGCAUAUCAGUACACCGCUAUUACAAGAGACAGUUCAAACCAUUUCAAAGCAGAUGCUCGAGGGUCUCAAAGUAAUGCACCAACAGGGGAUAGCUCAUCGGGAUCUAAAGCCAGCGGUAAUAUUUCCACUACCAAGCACCUCGCUUGACUGACGAAUGCAUAGAACAUUUUCGUCGUUUCUAUGUCUCCAGUCUGGGUCAAACUCGCAGAUUUCGGAAUAUCAAAGCGGAUCCAAGCUCAAGACACCACAACCUUUCAUACCCGGGUAUCAACCCUAGUGUACAGUGCGCCCGAAGUUCUAGGGCUUGACUCCAAUAGUGAAACUUCGGACUACACGAAUUCUGUUGAUAUUUGGUCCCUCGGAUGUGUAAUAUAUGAGUUGCUCUCAGGGUCCAAGUUGUUUACUUCAGAGGGGCUAGUGUCCCGCUACUAUUUCGGGAGGUUGCCCUUUCCCGAGGGCAAACUAAAAGAGCUAUCGCCCCCAGUGGGCGAUACGGUAAUUUCAUUCCUAAAAUCCAUGCUUCUUAUACAGCCUGAGGACCGCCCUACUGCGGCAGGUGCGCUGCGGCAUUCGUGGCUG